Maudiozyma barnettii is the source of this 1851-nucleotide messenger RNA. RefSeq names its product Mks1p (gene MKS1). Lineage: Eukaryota; Fungi; Ascomycota; Saccharomycetes; Saccharomycetales; Saccharomycetaceae. The transcript has a single exon. Gene Ontology annotation, biological process: mitochondria-nucleus signaling pathway; negative regulation of transcription by RNA polymerase II; regulation of nitrogen utilization. Gene Ontology annotation, cellular component: cytoplasm. Bases 1 to 1851 code for a protein of 616 amino acids. The record is from RefSeq and is a predicted model, not a curated record.
AUGGAGGCAAUACCGACAUUUCGUUUAAAUGAUCAUGAUUCAUAUUUUAAAAUAUCGCCGAAUCUUUUCACUCCUGAAAGAUUAAAUUCAUUCAACUCAAUCGAUUUAUAUACUACAUUGAUUAAUGUUAGUGAUCGUUUAGAAAAUGGUAUACGAUUAAAUAAUAUUAGUUGGAGAAUUGUUAAUAAAGCUUUACUUAGAGAUCAUUCAAUUAAUAAAUCAAAAAAACGUGAUGGCGUGAAAAAUAUUUAUUAUAUUUUAAAUCCAAAUUCAAAUAAUAUAACUAAAAAGGAUUCAAAUUCAAAUUCAAAUUCAAAUAGUAUAUCACAACAGCAUAAGUCAAUAAGCAAUAUUAAUAAUGAAUCUCAAAUAAAAUCGCGGCAAGAAUCUACACAAAAAUCAUUAUCAUCAUCAACUUAUGUUAAACCAAUGACUACAACUGCAGAAUUGUUUCAAAAAUAUAAACCACAACCGCAACAAGGAAAUAAAAAAGAAGAUCCACAAAAUAUUAUUGAAGGGUUUGAUACAACAGAAUCAACAACAAAACAAAAAUAUGAAAGCAAUAAUAUCAUAAGACGGGAUGAAUCUUUAUUCCAAAUGAAUAAUACGAGUAAUAACAAUGAUGAUGAUGAUGAUGAUAAUAAUGAUAAUAAUGAUUCCCAAACUAAUAAUACUAGCAAUAUUAAAGAAUCUAAUAGUUUUUUCAAUAAUAGGAAUGAAAAUAAAAUAUUUUUUAGUAGUGAAGAUGAAUACUCUGAUUGGAAUAGUAUUUCAGAUGAAGAAGCAGAUUCUGAUGAUGAUGAUUUUUAUAAUGAAAAUGAUAAUAAAAUCACUCUUACAAAUAAAUCAAAAUAUAAUCUAGAUGGGGAAAAUAAUGAUAAACAACGUAAAAGUCGUAAUAAAUAUAGACAGAAUGAUGGUUAUAAUGAUGAUGAUAAUGAUGAUGACGAUGAAGAUGAUGACGAUUACGAUGACGAUGAAGAUGAUCAAUAUUAUAGAAAGCAAUGGGAUAAAUUAAUGUUUACAAAGAACGAUAAUGCAAAUAAUUCAAGACCUACAAGUAUAGCCAGUACCACAAGUAGCAACAAUCAUACUCAUACCCAGAGCAAUAUAGAAAAUACCAAGAGAAGUCUUUUAACAGGGUUAUUCUCUAAUGAAAAUAAUAAGACACAUAAUAGUAAUAAUAAUAAUAACAACAAUCAGGAUCGGAUGGUAACAUCUCGUUCAAGCAAUUAUUUUCAUGACGACCAUUCAACAAAUCCCCGCAAUAAUGAUAGAUCUACGCAACAACACUCUUCUCGUUCCACUAAUAACAACAAUAAUGUGGGCCCUGUAACAUCACCUAAUACCUCAACAAGUAAUACAUCCAUGCAUACGGCCCCAUUAGAAGUAGUUCUGAAGAAAUCUCAACCUUCCAAUUCAACGACAACCACCCAGGUUCAUAGUAGAACAAGUAGCUUCAGUAAUAGUAUAUCUGCACCAAGAAGAGAUCGUUACUUGCAUGAGUCAAAUGCUCCAUUAACAGCUCAAACUAUUUUACCAACAGCAUUGUCAACACAUAUGUUUUUACCAAAUAAUAUACAUCAACAACGGUUAGCUGCUAAGAAAGCAGCAGCCAGUGGACAUACCACUACACAUCGUCCAGAAAGAACUCCUCCCGAAGAAUUGACUACUACUACAUCUAAUUCGGAACCAUCUGAUGUUAAUAAUUCAAUACCCAAGAUAGGUAGAAGAAGACAAUCAAUGGAUAUCCCAUCAAAGAAUCGAAAUAGUGGGUUUCUCAAGACUAGAAUGGAAAUUUCUGAGGAAGAAAAGAGCAUACGAACUCACGCAAGACGUGCACAAAAAUAA